UUUUCAAUGCCAGGCAAAGUUAAUAUUUCAUUUGGGACCCAUGUACGGCGCCAUUCGUUAGACCGCAAUUUUAUUUUCUAAAUUAUUGAAGGAGAAAUAUGGGAAGCCAAUAUAUUCAACUUAUACUAUGGACACUAAUUUCAAUGGCAACCACGGGCUGUGCCAAAACUGGCUACGGACCCGGUGAACAGGAUUGGGGUUACAUUGAUAUACGACCGGGUGCCCAUAUGUUCAAUUGGCUAUACUACACCACAGCUGAUGGCGUGGCCAAUUACACUGAACGCCCCCUGGCAAUAUGGCUGCAAGGUGGUCCCGGCCUCUCAUCAACUGGUCUGGGUAAUUUCGAUCAACUGGGCCCCAUCGAUAUGCAUGGCAACGAACGCAACUGGACAUGGGUUAAGCAAAUGAAUGUAUUAUUCAUUGAUAGUCCAUUGGGUAGUGGCUUCUCCUAUGUCGACAAUAUGACGCUAUUGCCAUCCACAAAUAAUGAAAUUGCCUUGGAUUUGGUGGCAUUUUUGAAGAAAUUCCUUGAAUUGCAUCGAGAAUUUGAAACGGUUCCAUUGCAUAUUUUCACCCAAAGUUAUGGUGGUAAAAUGGCUCCAGAAUUUGCCUUGGAAUUAUAUAAGGCUGUGCAGCGUGCGGAAGUGAGUUGCGAUUUGAAAUCGGUGGCCAUUGGUGGUCCAUGGACAUCGCCCAUUGAUUCCAUCUUAGCUAGGGCACCACUGCUAUUUCAUUUGGGCUUAGUAGACCAAGAGGGCCAUGAUCAAAUAAUGAAAUUGGCUCAUAAAGCUUUGCAUUUGGUGGAGCAGAAAAAAUGGAUUGCAGGCGACGUUGUGGAAACAGAAUUGACCACUUUCAUUGAGCAAAAAACCUAUAAUGUGGAUUUCUAUAAUAUUUUGAAAUAUGAAAAAGAAAAUGUUCAUGAAAAAAAGUUGGAAGAUUUUAUGCGUGGACGAGUUAGCCAGGCAUUGGGUAUACCACAACACGUACACUGGGGACUCCAUGAAAACGAUAUAUUUGAAAAUAUUAAAGGAGAAAUUUUAAAACCAGCCACUCACAUUGUUGAAGAACUCUUAAACAAAACCAAUGUUAAAGUCAGCGUUUUCACGGGGCAAUUGGAUGUGAUUUGUGCCACUCCAGGCACGAUCAAUUGGAUUGAGAAAUUGCGGUGGCUCCAUCGUGAUGAAUAUGUGCGAGCUCCCCGUUUGCCCAUUCGCAUUGAUGGAAAUAUUGAAGGCUAUGAAAAAAGUGGUGGGAAUUUUACUCUCUUUUGGGUAAAUCGUGCUGGGCAUGUUGUACCUGUUGAUAAUCCUAUGGCUAUGAAUUAUAUAUUGAAGAAAUGUUCAAAGUUAGACAAUGAAUAAAAAGAGGAGGAAAUUCAAGAUAAAGAUAUAAAUAAAUGUUCUCAGAGAAAUUUGAUUAUUGGAAUUUUUUGCAGGUCUUCUACAGGCAAGCGACCAGUCUUAAGGUGGGAAUACAUAAAGCACUUAUAUGCCUGCUUAAGGCUGGAAAUACAUAAAGCGCAUAUUUGGCUGGCUUAAGUCAUCGGCUGGCUUCUUCGUAGAUGAACAAAGGAGUUU
This is a messenger RNA of Musca domestica (house fly), 1580 nucleotides long. Its product is annotated as retinoid-inducible serine carboxypeptidase. The transcript is spliced from 5 exons. NCBI's taxonomy places the organism in Eukaryota, Metazoa, Arthropoda, Insecta, Diptera, Muscidae. Gene Ontology annotation, biological process: proteolysis. The record is from RefSeq and is a predicted model, not a curated record. The coding region runs from base 99 to 1364 and encodes 421 amino acids. Gene Ontology annotation, molecular function: serine-type carboxypeptidase activity.